This is a messenger RNA of Macrosteles quadrilineatus (aster leafhopper), 3790 nucleotides long. It is a transcript of the gene RpII140, whose product is annotated as DNA-directed RNA polymerase II subunit RPB2. Gene Ontology annotation, molecular function: DNA binding; DNA-directed RNA polymerase activity; ribonucleoside binding. Gene Ontology annotation, biological process: DNA-templated transcription. Gene Ontology annotation, cellular component: RNA polymerase II, core complex. Lineage: Eukaryota; Metazoa; Arthropoda; Insecta; Hemiptera; Cicadellidae. The coding region runs from base 144 to 3671 and encodes 1175 amino acids. The transcript is spliced from 21 exons. The record is from RefSeq and is a predicted model, not a curated record.
AUGUCCUUAUUGUUGUUAACUUUUGCAAGAACUUUUUAUUUAUUAAAACCAUUAUUGUAUUUUACUGAGUCGACAUGAGCCUAUAAAUAAGUAACUAACAUAGAUCUUAACUACUGCUAAUCAGUUGAUUGCACAACUUCAUUAUGUAUGAAUUGGACGAAGACCAAUAUGAAGAUGAAGAAGCAGAAGAGAUCUCUAGUGAACUGUGGCAGGAAGCCUGUUGGAUUGUUAUUAAUGCAUAUUUUGAUGAGAAAGGUCUUGUACGACAGCAGUUGGACUCGUUUGACGAGUUUAUUCAGAUGUCUGUACAAAGAAUCGUUGAAGAUUCUCCCCAAAUAGACUUGCAAGCGGAGGCACAACACACAACUGGUGAAAUUGAAACACCUCCUCGAUACUUAUUGAAGUUUGAACAAAUUUAUCUUUCAAAACCAACUCACUGGGAAAAAGAUGGUUCGCCUUCACCUAUGAUGCCUAAUGAAGCUCGACUCCGCAAUCUCACCUAUUCAGCACCUCUUUACGUUGACAUUACAAAAACAAUUGUGAAAGAAGGAGAAGAUCCUAUUGAGACACAACAUCAAAAGUCUUUUAUUGGCAAAAUACCUAUAAUGCUUAGAUCAACAUACUGUUUACUGAAUGGUCUAACAGAUCGAGAUUUGACAGAGUUGAAUGAAUGCCCAUUAGAUCCAGGUGGCUACUUCAUCAUAAACGGAUCAGAAAAGGUAUUGAUAGCCCAGGAGAAGAUGGCUACAAACACAGUGUAUGUGUUCAGUAUGAAAGACGGCAAGUUUGCAUACAAAGCUGAGAUCCGGUCAUGCCUAGAACACUCCUCCAGACCAACGUCCACUCUCUGGGUUAACAUGAUGGCCAGGGGAGGACAGAGCAUUAAAAAGUCAGCCAUUGGUCAGCGUAUCAUAGCAAUCCUGCCCUACAUCAAACAGGAGAUCCCCAUCAUGAUUGUGUUCAGAGCCCUGGGAUUUGUGGCUGACAGGGAUAUUCUGGAACACAUCAUCUACGACUUUGAUGACCCUGAGAUGAUGGAAAUGGUAAAGCCCUCUUUAGAUGAAGCCUUUGUCAUCCAAGAACAGAACGUUGCAUUGAACUUCAUUGGAGCAAGAGGCGCAAGACCCGGUGUGACCAAAGAAAAACGUAUAAAGUAUGCUAGGGAAAUUUUGCAGAAAGAAAUGCUUCCCCAUGUCGGAGUGUCUGACUUUUGUGAAACGAAAAAAGCUUACUUUUUAGGGUACAUGGUACACAGACUCUUGUUAGCAGCCCUUGGUCGCAGAGAGCUCGAUGACAGAGAUCACUACGGCAACAAACGUCUAGACUUAGCUGGACCUCUUCUUGCAUUCCUGUUCAGAGGGCUGUUCAAGAAUUUAAUGAAAGAAGUGCGGAUGUAUGCUCAAAAGUUUAUUGACAGAGGAAAAGACUUCAACUUGGAACUCGCUAUCAAGACAAAGAUAAUUACAGAUGGUUUGAGGUAUUCCCUGGCCACAGGUAACUGGGGAGAUCAGAAGAAGGCUCAUCAGGCCCGAGCUGGGGUGUCUCAGGUGUUGAAUCGAUUGACUUUCGCCUCUACCUUGUCUCACUUGCGUCGUGUAAACUCUCCCAUUGGUCGAGAUGGUAAACUGGCCAAGCCUCGCCAGCUGCAUAAUACUCUGUGGGGCAUGAUCUGUCCUGCUGAGACUCCAGAAGGUGCUGCUGUAGGUCUGGUCAAGAACUUGGCACUGAUGGCUUACAUAUCCGUCGGCUCCCAGCCAUCACCCAUCCUGGAGUUCUUGGAAGAGUGGAGCAUGGAGAACUUGGAGGAGAUCGCGCCUUCCGCCAUAGCUGAUGCUACCAAAAUAUUUGUAAAUGGAUGUUGGGUGGGAAUACACAGAGACCCUGAACAGCUGAUGGGAACCUUACGCAAGCUGAGGCGACAGAUGGACAUCAUUGUCAGUGAGGUGUCCAUCAUCCGAGACAUCCGUGACAGGGAGAUCAGGAUAUACACAGACGCUGGGCGCAUCUGUCGACCACUGCUCAUUGUGGAGAACGGACAGUUGCUGCUGAAGAAACGUCACAUAGACAACCUCAAGGAGCGGGACUACAACAAUUAUGGGUGGCAAGUGCUGGUGUCCAGUGGUGUGGUGGAGUACAUUGAUACUCUGGAGGAGGAGACCACCAUGAUAGCCAUGACACCACAGGACCUACAGCAGGAGAAGGAGUACGCCUACUGUACAUCCUACACUCACUGUGAGAUCCACCCUGCGAUGAUACUGGGAGUUUGCGCCUCCAUCAUCCCCUUCCCUGACCACAACCAAUCCCCUAGGAACACCUACCAGAGCGCUAUGGGUAAACAAGCCAUGGGAGUGUACAUCACCAACUAUCACGUGCGGAUGGACACCCUGGCUCACGUGCUGUACUACCCUCACAAGCCACUAGUCACCACCAGGUCCAUGGAGUAUCUGAGGUUCCGAGAGCUCCCUGCAGGCAUCAACUCUGUGGUGGCCAUUCUCUGCUACACGGGCUACAACCAGGAGGACAGUGUCAUCUUGAAUGCAUCUGCCGUUGAGAGAGGCUUCUUUAGGUCUGUCUUUUUCCGAUCAUACAAAGAUGCGGAAUCUAAACGAAUUGGAGAUCAAGAAGAACAGUUUGAGAAACCUACAAGACAAACAUGCCAGGGCAUGCGUAAUGCUAUCUAUGACAAGCUAGAUGAUGAUGGCAUCAUUGCUCCUGGACUGCGUGUGUCUGGAGAUGACGUGGUCAUCGGCAAGACGAUGACACUUCCAGACAACGAGGAUGAGUUGGAAGGAACUACAAAACGCUUCACCAAGAGAGACGCCAGCACGUUCCUGCGUAACAGUGAGACAGGUAUUGUCGACCAAGUGAUGCUGACUCUCAACUCUGAGGGCUACAAGUUCUGUAAGAUCAGAGUGAGGUCGGUGCGCAUCCCUCAAAUCGGGGACAAGUUUGCAUCAAGACACGGACAGAAAGGAACCUGUGGUAUCCAGUAUCGUCAAGAGGACAUGCCUUUUACCUGUGAAGGCAUUACUCCAGACAUCAUUAUCAACCCCCACGCUAUCCCUUCUCGAAUGACAAUUGGCCAUUUAAUUGAGUGUCUUCAGGGAAAGGUAUCCUCAAACAAGGGAGAGAUCGGUGAUGCUACGCCUUUCAACGACGCUGUGAACGUGCAGAAGAUCUCAACGUUGCUGCAGGAGUACGGCUACCAGCUGAGAGGCAACGAGGUUAUGUACAACGGCCACACGGGGCGCAAGAUCAAUGCGCAGGUGUUCAUUGGGCCGACGUACUACCAGAGACUCAAGCACAUGGUGGACGACAAGAUUCACUCUCGCGCGCGAGGACCUGUGCAGAUCCUGGUGCGACAACCCAUGGAGGGCAGAGCUAGAGAUGGAGGUCUCCGGUUCGGAGAAAUGGAGCGAGACUGUCAGAUUGCACACGGAGCUGCUCAGUUCUUGAGGGAGCGUCUGUUUGAAGUGUCAGAUCCGUACAGAAUCCAUGUGUGCAACUUCUGCGGCCUGAUUGCCAUUGCCAACCUGAGAAACAACACCUUUGAAUGCAAGGGCUGUAAGAAUAAAACACAGAUUUCCCAAGUGAGACUACCAUAUGCAGCUAAACUGUUGUUCCAAGAACUCAUGUCCAUGAACAUAGCUCCUCGACUGAUGGUUAUCUGAAGUGACUGAAGCAUCAGCUGUAUUUGUUGACAAAGCAUUGUAAUUGGUCUUGUAUUUUUUUUAAUUGAUCGAUUUAUUUUAGAUAUAAGAAACUUUUUAAAUAAAAUUAUUUAAAAAAA